AUGGCUGAAGUCAAUACACCGUCAGCUGCCCAACUUCUCAGACGGACAGAGCGGCUCUCUGUGCAGAGCGCAAGGAGGACGUCUGCAAUACGAGGCUCUGGAGUUUUCGAAUCGACCAACAGAAGAAGAUCAACACUUUUGACUACCCCAGCCAGUAACCGUCGCCAGAGUCUUUUCAGCAAUGUCAUUGCCCCUGCGUCAUCUCAGCUGGCUACACAUUUUUCCCAACAACAGCAUAGAGGCGCCCCGGCCAAAGUAAUCGAUCUCCGACCGCUCCAUGAUAAAACGUAUUUGGAGAUGCUAAUGGGAGAGAUUUACGAUUUCUUGGUGGCCAACCGAUUCGAGCUUGAAAUGAACCAUGCAGUAUCCAGAAGAACGCUCCAGCUGCCGACACAAAAAGAGUUCGUGUUGAUGUUCCAGUUUCUUUAUCAUAAAUUAGACCCGCAUUUCACAUUCACUAGAUCCCUAGAAACAGACGUGAUAACAGUCCUUCGAGCGUGGGAGUACCCUUACACCGACCAGUUGAGUCGAACACAUAUCAGCUCUGUGGGACAGGCGUGGCCAAAAUUUUUGGCGAUGUUAUACUGGCUAAUGAAGCUCAACUUGGCUCUUCUGGGGCUCACCGAGGAAGACAUGAUAGCAUCCGAUGAUCCAUUCGAUCGCUUAUUUAUACGAUACACUCAUGAGUGCUAUGGCGCCUACAUUAGCCAGAAAGAAGACUAUCUGGGUUUCUAUAAAGAUCUAGAGACGGAGUUUAAUGAGAUGACGGCCAAGACGGAACGCGACCAGCAGGAAAGAAAGCAGCGGUUAGCUAACCUACAUAAUGAGCUUGAAAACCUCAAUGGAAGAUUGACACAACUCGAUCGUGCACAGGAAAAGUCUAGGGCUUUAGAGAAUGACCUCCAGACCUUUUCAGAGUACAAGAACACAUUGGAGGCUCACAAGAAGAAAUGGCCUGACACGUUACAUCGCCUAGAAAACGAAAUAACAGCUUUCAAAGAAAAGCUAGAAGAAUUCAAGAGAGAAAAGAAGAAUUACCAGGAUCAGUUGACCGCACGAGGACUCUCGGUGGAAACAAUCGAUAAUCUGAACAUCGAGAGAGACAAGCUUUCCAAAGCAAUUGAGUACAGCGAGAACAAAUUGAGGGAUAUCCAGCAGAGUCUCUUUGACCAGGAAAUCCAGCUAAAUCUGUGCAUCGACAGUCUCAAAAAUCUAGUCGAUCAAUAUAACUUCUCCACUAGGAGAAUUCCCGUUGAAGAAUAUCUGUUUGAGUUGGCCGUGAAGCCGGAAUUGACUGAUAGUGAAAGAGAGUUCAAGCCUGAUGAAGUGUUGACCAAGACUCUACCGGACGAGAAGGUUAAACUAUUACAAUGUCGCUCUGCACUAACGCAGGAACUUCGUAGUAAACGGGAGCAAAGGCUGAAGCUACAAGACGAAUUGGACCGUCUAUUCGAAAAGACAUUUGAAAAAAAUGAACUUCUCGAGGAUCUAAAACAGAAGUGCCAUAAAAAGGUACUGCAAUACUCGGAAGAAUACGACUUCAUGAUGACAGAUAGUAAGAAAUACUCUGCGCAGAUUGAAGCUCUCGACACAGAAUUGCAGACACUUCGGCUUCGAGUCAACACGGGCAUCAUUGAGGCCGAAAGCACUGUCAAGAGUCUCAGUGUAAAGAAGCUGGAGACCGAGUACCGCAUUAAAGAAGAAAGGGAGAACCUUCACAAGGAGGUGCUGACCAUAAUAGACCUGGUUCUUAACUUCAAGUCAGCGAUACAAGAGGGACUCGAGGAGCUUGACUUGCUCGCUUACCAAGAGCUCCAGGCACAGGAAGAUUGA
This is a messenger RNA of Candidozyma auris, 1833 nucleotides long. Its product is annotated as kinetochore-associated Ndc80 complex subunit NDC80. The record is from RefSeq and is a predicted model, not a curated record. Gene Ontology annotation, cellular component: Ndc80 complex. The transcript has a single exon. Gene Ontology annotation, biological process: attachment of mitotic spindle microtubules to kinetochore. NCBI's taxonomy places the organism in Eukaryota, Fungi, Ascomycota, Pichiomycetes, Serinales, Metschnikowiaceae. The coding region runs from base 1 to 1833 and encodes 610 amino acids.